Molecule: messenger RNA, 15509 nt
Organism: Coregonus sp. 'balchen'
Lineage: Eukaryota; Metazoa; Chordata; Actinopteri; Salmoniformes; Salmonidae
Source: the annotation of a GenBank genome assembly
AGAAGAAGUUCCCCCUCCUCCACCACCUCCUAUAGUGGUAAAUAUGUACUCUGAUGAUCACCUCCGGGUCAUAGUGAAGAGGAUGAGAGAGAGAACAGAAAUAUACAGAGAGAAGCUCAUAGACCCACAUGCAUCCUCACCUGAAUUCAGCCCUCCAGUCAGUAAGUAUCCACACUCAAGGUAGUCAUAAGGGAUAAGGGAUUCAAAUACACAGAGGACACAGAGGAUACACAUAUUUAGUUUGUUCUUUAUUUAGUUUUAGCUUUAGCACCGUUUUGUGUAAAAUAUCUAUCUGACUCCUUAGCUAUAUUUGUUGACUAUGGGUUAUCAUAGGAGGUAACUUUAUAAUGUUUUGUUUUAAUUCUUUAUUUAUUCUACUCAAGCUCCCAUUUAUCAAAAAAAGGAUUAUGAAAUAUUAAUUAAAGAGAGGAUAAUACAAGAAGAGCAAGAUAGGAUAAAGAAAGAAGAGGAAGACUUAAAAAAGAAAGAGGUGGCAGAGAAGAAAAAGCAGGAGAUGGCGGAAAAGAAAGCGGCCGAGCAAAAAGCGAAAGAUGAAGCAAAAGCAUUGGAGCCUGUGGUCAAAACAACUUUUGGCCAGAACGUCGCCGCCUUUCUUGACAGGAGGCUGAAACCUAUUGAGGAUGCGAUGGACUCAGUGCUGCCCUCCACCAUAGAUCCAUUCACAGGUAUGUACUGUAUACCAACUCUGCUGCUGCUCUGGUAAACUGCUAAGCAACAUUUGCUGAAAUUGCUUUGUAAAUAAUUGACCAUGCAAUACAGUGUUAAUGUAGUAAUAGAAAAGAUUUUGGAUACGGGCCUUGCAGCCUUGCAUCGUAGCUUUUACAUUGAUUCAUUAUCUUUCCUCUCUUUCUAUCUCCCUCUCUUGCUCUCUCUCUCUCCCCCCAUUCUUUCUCCCUUUCCUCCUCCCUCUGUAGAUCGUGCGUACAUCGUGUGGCUCACUCUGGUGACUCUGGCCUUCAACUACAACACCUGGUUCAUGACGGCUCGUGUGUGUUUCCCCUACCACACCCCGGAGUGGAUCCCUUACUGGAUAGCUAUGGACCUUGUGGCUGAUUUCAUCUAUCUCAUUGAUUCUAUCUUCUUCCAGGCCCGCAAGCAGUUCGUCAAAGGAGGGGACGUCAUUGUAAGUCACUCAGCUCUCCCUCUCUCUCCAGAGGAAGUAGGACUACUACUGUCCUUAAACUAUGAGGGCAUUUUGUGAGUGUUACACUUAUGAACAAUUAUAUAUGAAAAAUAAAUGGCCAAGAUGACAUUUCCAGCUCAAUUUAAGCAUACCUGCAUUGCAUACAUUUUGCAGCAGGGUAUACAUGUAUCAGUCUUUCCCACAGUCCAAAUAAAUAGCAUAAUGAUAUGUUAAUAAGGUGUUUAGAAAGACCAGGUAGACUGCCCCACACAGGAAGACCUUUUCAGUCUUCCAGUAUUCAGAAUGAGACUUGUGUGCAGUGGACUGGCAGUAGUUGUGUAAACAGGUAUUCUGCAUAAACAUUGCCAAGGUAGAUGUGAUUUCAUUAUUAAUGUUCUGCCUUUCAGAAAGACAGGAUUAUAACCAAAGCGUACUACAGAAGCUCUGAGAGAUUUAAGGUACUUCAAAGAUGUAGCUGUUUGUUAUAUAAACUGUAUAUACUUUUUCAUGGCUUAAACACAAACAUCUAACAUUGAUAUAUUAGAUUUUUUUGUCUUCAAGGCAGGGGCUUCAGUUACCACCUACUGUAACUUAUUUAUCUCUUUCCUCAGAUGGACAUGAUAGCAAUGGCACCCAUAGACUUGCUAUGCUUCCAAUUCGGAUACAAAUCCAUCUUCAGAUUCAAUCGAAUGAUAAAGGUAAAGCAUUUUCUGUUAUGGUCACAUGCAAACUCACCUUAUAAUGAAAAAAGCAUGCUCUGACUCAACUGUUAACACUGAUGUAUUCUACUUUUUUAUGUUUGCUACUUCUUUUUUUUUUAUUCGACAAUUUAACUAUUUAAAAUUCAUACAAAUGUUAAACCCGGCAACAAAUACAUAUACUAAAACCUGUCGAGGAUAAACACAAUAACGUAAAAAUACUUUCAUUGUGGUCCUCUUUUGUAUGCUACUUUUUGAUGUAUGCUACUUUUGGGGUGUUGAUUUUGAGUUCUUCUUUAGGUGGACACAUUCUUUGAGUUCAGUGAUCGGCUGGAGAGCCUCAUGUCCAAGGCCUACAUUUGGAGGUAUGUCACUAACUUUACAACUUAAGCAUGCCUAAGUUUAGCCUAGAAUCAAUCCUUUGUACUGUACCAACUCCAAAUAUGAUGAAAUCCGACAUGACUGUCAGCAGUGAGCUGAUGACCCUUCAAUCAAUCAAACAACCAAUCAAUUGAUCAAAUACAGUAAAUUGCUAUAGUCCUUUUUACAGCAACAUUUAUCUUAAAGUGCUAUACCCUUGCUUGCUGUGUUACCAGAGUGAUCCGCACCAUUGGCUACCUGCUGUUCAUGCUCCACCUCAACGCCUGUGCCUACUACGUGGCCUCAGCCUACCAGGGCAUCGGCAAGACCAGAUGGGUCUACACUGGCAAAGGCAACGCGUAUGUACAUUACACCAACUCCAUUUUAUAUCUCCCCAUGUCAGUGCACACCUAUGCAGAGCUCAAAUUAUUGUUCAAUUUGAUUUACUGCAUGACUGUAUCUACUGUAUAGCAUUAGUAAUUUGCAACAUUAGGUAUUUGUCAUAUACUUUUGCACUGUAUAUCCAUGUCAAUAUUGCAAGCAAGUUCUAAAGCUAUACACAUUAGUAGAAUGAGACCAUGCAUGAUACUUGUAGUUGAUUAUCUAUAUACAUAAUUUGGACAUACUUUGGACUUUAUGUAUACUUUUUUUCUCUAUUUGGAUUGCCUUGUGUAUUUUUUUGUAGUUACCUGAGCAGUUUCUUCUAUGCGGAGAAAUCCCUGCUGAUGAUCGCAGAGUUGCCUUUUCCCGACACCUUAUUCGGCCAGUUGUUUCAGAUGGCCAACUAUUUUUUCGGCGCCUUCUUUUUGUCCAUCUUUCUUGGCCAGGUAGUCUUCUUAGUGUGCUUGAUUUUUGUCAAAUGUGUGUCUUUUAUUUUAUGUUUACCAAGAGUUUUGGUGUUUGACAAUUUCCUUUUUUCUGCAAUCCUUGAUUUUUUUGGUGCAGUUUUUCUCUUCAAAUAUGACCCCCCCAAAAAUAUUAAGAUUCCCCAAAAAACUUUUUUAACACUAUUCCCAUCUCCUGUCAUAACCUUAGAUCCAGUGCCAGGGUGGUCAAAAAUAGACAACCAAAUGACCUAGCUACUUCGGAGCAGAGAGACUAGCACCCGUCUUAACGCCCAACCCCUCUCCACACACAGAUACCUGCCUAAUACCCCACUCUUCUCUACAGGUACUUGCGUUGUUACUAUUACGCAGUUCGCAGUCUGAUCAACAUCGGUGGUCUUCCCGAGCCCCACACAGUCUUUGAGAUUACCUUUCAGUUGUCAAACUUUUUUGUGGGUGUCUUCGUGUUCUCCAGUUUGAUUGGACAGGUAACAGGAAGAGACAUAGUCAGAUAGAUCUCCCAUUGGAUCUCCCAUCUAGGAUCUAGAUCUCCUAUUGAAUUAAUCAAAGUCCCCCAUUCCACCUGAUUCAUCUGGAAACCCUAACCUUCUAGGUUUUUAGUAUAGCAGUGUUUCUUACACCACAACCUAGUUUCUGUCUUUGUCAUAGCCAUAGACGUCGUUUUGAAUAACUGGGGGGCGGUUCUCUUUCAAUUAUUUGUUUUGAUAUCUCACAUGUGGAAUUUACCUGAGUCUCAAAAGCAGGUUUUUCAGCUCUCGUCUUCUGUUUUGGGUGACUUUACCGAAAGGAAAGUUAUGCUUCGGGUAAGAAUUUGCUUUUACACUUUUUCUUCCCUUUGUCUCCUGUGGUAGCUAGUGUCACACGGCAAGCUACUGAGACAUGGCUAGCUUAGCUGUAAGGCUUAGCUAACCUGGCUAGCUCACCGCAAAUCUAGCUAUCUUACCGACUAGCUUUUUUUAGGUCGAAAGACAGGCUUUUGUUCGUCGUGAGUCCAACAAAGAUCUAGCUUCCUCUGGCUAACAUUGUGCUGACUAGCUAGGCUACUAGCCCAUGAGGCGAAUGCUAGCUAUGUUCACAUUGUUAAAGGAUUAGCUUUCUCCGGCUAGUACUGUGCUAACUAGCUAGGCUAUUAGCCCACGUGGCGAACGCUAGUUUAGUUUCACUUUAUUCUCGGAUUAGCUGUUUUUUGGCACCAUGGAGCCUGCUAGCCCAAGGGGUACCGAGCAAGGCCCAGGCCCCUGCACCGGCACAUCUACAGUGGGGAAAAAAAGUAUUUAGUCAGCCCCCAAUUGUGCAAGUUCUCCCACUUAAAAAGAUGAGAGAGGCCUGUAAUUUUCAUCAUAGGUACACAUCAACUAUGACAGACAAAAUGAGAAUUUUUUUUCCAGAAAAUCACAUUGUAGGAUUUUUAAUGAAUUUAUUUGCAAAUUAUGGUGGAAAAUAAGUAUUUGGUCAAUAACAAAAGUUUCUCAAUACUUUGUUAUAUACCUUUUGUUGGCAAUGACACAGGUCAAACGUUUUCUGUAAGUCUUCACAAGGUUUUCACACACUGUUGCUGGUAUUUUGGCCCAUUCCUCCAUGCAGAUCUCCUCUAGAGCAGUGAUGUUUUGGGGCUGUCGCUGGGCAACACGGACUUUCAACUCCCUCCAAAGAUUUUCUAUGGGGUUGAGAUCUGGAGACUGGCUAGGCCACUCCAGGACCUUGAAAUGCUUCUUACGAAGCCACUCCUUCGUUACCCGGGCUGUGUUUGGGAUCAUUGUCAUGCUGAAAGACCCAGCCACGUUUCAUCUUCAAUGCCCUUGCUGAUGGAAGGAGGUUUUCACUAAAAAUCUCACGAUACAUGGCCCCAUUCAUUCUUUCCUUUACAUGGAUCAGUCGUCCUGGUCCCAUUGCAGAAAAACAUCCCCAAAGGUGUCUUUUAUACUGAUAACAAGUUCAAACAGGUGCCAUUAAUACAGGUAACGAGUGGAGGACAGAGGAGCCUCUUAAAGAAGAAGUUACAGGUCUGUGAGAGCCAGAAAUCUUGCUUGUUUGUAGGUGACCAAAUACUUAUUUUCCACCAUAAUUUGCAAAUAAAUUCAUUAAAAAUCCUACAAUGUGAUUUUCUGGAAUUUUUUUCUCAAUUUGUCUGUCAUAGUUGACGUGUACCUAUGAUGAAAAUUACAGGCCUCUCUCAUCUUUUUAAGUGGGAGAACUUGCACAAUUGGUGGCUGACUAAAACCUUUUUUCCCCACUGUAUGUACAUGCGGUGCAACCAUAUAAGGCAAGGACACGUACCCCCUGUGUGUUGUCUCCCUGGGUCCCGAACCCGUGGGGGUGGCAGCGCAGAGAGGGACUGGUACGAUGGGAGGAAACUCCCCUCUCACACCGUCCCAGGCAAGCAACUCCUUCCAGCCAUCCCAGCUUGUGUGGCGGAAGCCGACAAGGUCCAAACCUGACUUUUUGCCAACAUGAAUGUCAAGAACAUGGCAAGCCACCGGUGGUCGAACCCUCAGUGGUCAACCACCUCAACCCCAGUGCCUCGUCACUGAAAGGCACUUCCAUCCAUGGUAAGAUGGACCGCUUUUCCAUAUUUAUCUGCCAAAACGUCUAUGUGUUCAUUGAACGUUUUUCCUUACUGCUGGCCUACCAAGCCGAUUUGAUGCUGGAGAUGCAUGAUCUCUUAGCUAUUGGCAAGUCUAGCCCAGACUUUAGGGAUGAGAUCUGUGUCGUCACAGACCUCAACCUCAGAGCCUCCAGAGGCACCAUUCAAGGUUGUGGCUGUACCAUAAGCUUUGCAGUGGUGUAGGAAAGAGCCUUGUGGCUCAACUUGUCCAGCCUGUUGGACAAAGAAAAAGCAGAUUUCCUUGACACUCCUGUCAAGCCGAAGGAACUUUUUGCGCCGGCUGUCGCUGCCAUGCCAUCCCGUAGACCCGGGAACUGUGGCUACCCGGCUACCCUCCACGAGCCAAGGCUUCGCGGCAGGGAGAGGGCAAUUAGCUGGCACCAGGGCCUUCCGUGCAAGUCCCCCAGAAAUGAAGCAGAUUCGGGCCCCUGAACAGGGGCUGACAGUGGGGAAAAUGGUCCUUCGCUGCAGCCGCAUCGAGGUCCCGCACAGCUGAUUAUUUCCCAACAGCACCACUGGUGAGCGAGAAUCUACUGAACUGUGGGCUACUCACCACAAGAGCAGGGAACUGGCACGCAUGCGCAUUCCAGCCCUGGGUCUGGUCCAUGGUGACAAAGGGGUACAGACUGCAGUUUGCUCUGAGACCACCCGUUUUCAACUGCAUUUUGGAAUCAGGGGCGAUUGGCGAUUCGGCAUGCAUACUAGAGCAGGAAAUCUCUCUAAUAAGCAAAGGUUCUAUCAGGGCAAUACCAGCAGCAGAGAGCCACCUCGGCUUCUACUCUGGGUACUUCCUGGUUCCCAAAAAUAGGGGGAGGGGUAUGCCCCAUUCUUGACCUACGAGUCCUCAACAGCUAUCUGAAAACAUUCACAUUCCCGUAUGUUUACAUUCAACGUGCUGUCUCGGUUCAUAUCAGUCGACCUGUAGGACGCUUAUUUUCACAUAAGCAUCCAGCCAGCACACAGGAGGUUUCUAAGGUUUGCUUUUCAAGGCACAGCCUUCAAAUACAUCGCUGUCCCAUUCGGGCUAGCUCUAGCUCCAUAAACAUUCAGCAAAUGUGUAGAGGCAGCUCAGUCAGAGUGAUGGAAGAAGGCUCAUCCCUCAUCUUGGUAGCCCCUCGAUGGCCAGGCAAGCUUUGGGUAGUGGAGAUCAUUCUCCUGCUGGACGACGAGCCCUGGCAUUCCCGUUAUGCAGGGAUUUUCUGACCCAAGCGAACUGAGAGAUUUUCCACCCUCACCCAGACACAAUGGCCCUCUGCGCCUGGCCCGUGAAAGGUUAAAUUUGGAUGCGACAGGCCUCCAUCUCGGAGUCAUUGAGACUAUCCAGAGUGCCAGAGCCCCUUCUACACGACAAGUGGUGCCUUUUUGAGAAGUGGUGUGACCAAAAACAGAUAAUUCCUUACAAAUUCUCUGUAUCCAGGUUUUAUGCUUUUUUGUAGGACCUUAUUGACAGAGGGAAGGCAUUCUCCACUGUUAAGGUCUAUCUAGGCUUGUCAUGAAGGGGGCAGUUCACUUACCUCCAGUAUCCAAGCCUUUGCCCCAUCUUUUGGCUAUUUCACGGCGGCCUUUUGAGCUGCUAAAAAGCGUGGAGAUGAAGUAUCUCUCCUUAGGACCGCUUUACAGGUUGCCCUUAUGUCCGCAAAGUGAGUAAGUGAGCUGCAUGCACUAUCAGUUCACCAUUCGUGUCUACAGUUUGCCCUGGGCUUUUCCAAGGUUUCUUUGUUGCCCAACCCCAUCUUUAUGCCUAAGGUAAGCGACAAUUACAAUUGUCUUGCCUUGGAGCUUGUGACUUUCCACCCUUCCACCCUUCACUUCUACGAAAGAAAAGCGUCUCUAUCAUGUGUGUCCAGUACGUGCGUUGCGUGUAUACUUGAUAGAACAAGAGCUUUGCACAAAAGCGACCAACUCUUUGUGUCCUGGGCACCUCCUUGCAAGGGGAGGCCCCUCUCUUGUCAACGGUUAUCACAUUGGAUUGUGGAAGCUAUUAUAUUGGCCUAUAAUAGCAAGGGGUUACAGCCUUUGUGGGAGCCUGAGGGCUCACUCCACCAGAGGUAUGUUUACCUCUUGGGGACUGUUCAAGGCCAUCUCCUUACAGGAGAUUUGUGAUGCGGCUUGUUGGGCAUCCUCUCAUACUUUUAUGAAGUUUUACCGGCUAGAUAUCACUUCUUUGGCGCAUAUUGUCCUCAGUGUCGGGGCCUCUGAGGGUUGAUACGUUGAGACUACCUGGCUUCGGAGAGCAUGCUUGCGAUACGGGAGUUGGCCAUAUCCCACAUGUGAGAUAUUGAAACGGAUAAUUGAAAUAGAACACAAGGUUACUUUUGUAACUCUGGUUCUCUGAUAUUAUGAGUGCGAUAUCUCACUGCAUUCCUCGCUCGCAAGAGUGUGAGGAAGUUCGGCAUACUCGAGAAUGACUAGAGGGCGGGCGAGUGGCUCCUUAUCGUGAGGGGAGGGGCUCACCUAAUUUGCCACUCUACCCCUGUCUCCGACAAACGUGUGCAAUUGGUUCUUUGAGCUUCUGAGAUUCAGGUCAAUCCCAUAUGUGAGAUAUCUCACUCAUAAUAUCAGAGAACCGGGGUUACGAAAGUAACUUUGAGUUUCCUGGACACAGCUUAAGCCUAGUCCUGGACUAAAAAGCAAUCUCACUGGAGAAUCGCUGUUGAAAGUGCAGUUUAGUCCAGUAUUAGACUUAAUCUGUUUAAGUGAACCAAAGAGGAUGUUUGAUGAUAGCCUUAUUUCGCUGGCCCAUAGCCACCUCAGUCUCAGGACUCUGAUCUAUCCAGACUGAUAUAGAUAUAGUAGAUUGUUUACCUGUAGAAAUGCAGGUAAGUAGUCAGGUUGUGUGUUGGUAAUGAAUCAAAGACGAUUUUAGCCUACUGACCAACCUCACUGACCUGUAUUUAGCUUGGAAUUCCUGUUACAUGUUUAUUUGAUUUAUUGUAAAUGUCACUUAUUACAUUUGUUAAAAGUUGGUGCAUGUGUGUGUGUGCGCAGGGGUGAGGGUGUGUAAAAAAUGGUUUAUGUGUAAUUUAGCUGUACAACCAACUUGUAACAAAUGUUCCCCUCUCGGACCAAUAAAGUUAGAAGUUGAACUUGAGCUUGACCUCAGUUGACCUAUGUGUCUAAUAUGAUCCGUUCCAGAUGAGAGAUGUCAUUGGGGCAGCCACCGCAGGCCAGACCUACUUUCGUUCCUCCAUGGACAACACUGUGUAUUAUAUGGUGUCAAAUCACAUCCCCAAACUGUGUCAGAACAGGAUACGCACCUGGUACAACUACACCUGGGACGCCCAGGGCAUGCUGGGUAAGGAAACUCUCAGGCUGCGUCCCAAGUGGCACUGUAUUCCAUAUUUGAGACGCAACCUCAAUAUUUUCUUUCAAGCAUUAAAGGUAGACUCUGCAAAAUGACGUUGCCAGGAGCAGCGCCUGAGAUAGUGAGAUGAGCGAGAUGCAACACUUCGCUCUCACACAGUCACACACAGUAUCUGUGCAGCGUGGUAGCCACAGGACUAAAACAGUGGAGAAGUUGAGCCUUGCGCUUCAACACUCUUAGUUGUUUCAGAAAUGGACCCACUAUGCUGUUUACUUUCUGCAUCUACGUCACAUCGCUGAGUCUACCUUUAACAGAGGCUCAGGUCUAUGUGAAUAAGAGUUAUGUUCGAUAAGACAUCAGUAAUUACCUGUGUAUUUAUGGUUCUUCUUGCCUGCCUUUAGAUGAGUCUGAGCUGCUGGAGCAGAUGCCUCUGGUCAUGAGGACAGCCAUUGCUGUUGACGUCAACCUGACUACCUUCCAGAAAAUUGAUCUAUUUAAGGUACACACGAAAGCAUGCACGCAUGCACACUAGUGGUGCAUGAGUCAGCUGUUUGUUCAACCGCACCUGCACGCAAUUGCUAAUAACCCAUCCGCAACCGCCUGACUAUAUGUGAUGAAAUGAAAAUCUGAGGCCCUAACCCGCCAAUAUAGAAAAUGCGCUAUAGGCUACAGUCAGAGAAUGCGGAACGAUUUUUUGACAGGGGGUGCAGGAUUUUCUGGUCCUGAUUUAGAUAUGUUUCUACUUAUAAUUUAGAAUAUUUUUGGUAGGCUAUUUGUUAGUCAACUUGUCUAUAAUUAGAUACAUGUAGCUUAUUUUUUGACAUUAUAUGUUGCCCUAGAAGAUAGGCUUGGAUUGGGAUAGGCUUAAAACUAAAAUAUAAAAAACAACUUUCUAUCGCUGGAUUCGAACGUGCAACCUUUGGAUUCAGAGGCAGAUGCUUAUGCCCAUCUGCUAUCUCCAAUGCCCUAGCAACACUGAAACCUACUUGAAUGUAACAGCGCUCACUGUUGCCCCUAGGGGCUGGUCUCCAGGUAAUCUCCCGACAUGGAUGGACGUCGAAUACUGACUUGUAUCACUGGUGACCUGGCUGAUUUGAUGUCCCCAUCUUUUAUAUAUAUAUAUAUAUAUAUUUUAUCUCGUGAUAUCCAAAUUGGUAGUUACAGUCUUGUCCCAUCGCUGCAACUACUGUAUGGACUGUCUUAGGUCAGUUAGGAUCGCCACUUUAUUUUAUGAAUGUGAAAUGUCAGAAUAAUAGUAGAGAGAAUGAUUUAUUUAAGCUUUUCUUUCUUUCAUUACAUUCCCAGUGGGUCUGAAGUUUACAUACACGCAAAUAGUAUUUGGUAGCAUUGCCUUUAAAUUGUUUAACUUGGGUCAAACGUUUCAGGUAGCCUUCCACAAGUUUCCCACAAUAAGUUGGGUGAAUUUUGGCCCAUUCCUCCUGACAGAGCUGGUGUGACUGAGUCAGGUUUGUAGGCCUCCUUGCUCGCACACGCAUUUUCAGUUCUGCUCACACAUGUUCUAUAGCAGGGGUGUCAAACUCAUUUUAGCUCAGGGGCCACAUGGAGGAAAAUCUAUUCCCAAGUGGGCCGGACCGGAAAAAUCAUGGUAUAUAUAACUUAAAAACAACAACUUCAGAUUGUUUUCUUUGUUUUAAUACGAUCAACAUACAACAUAAAGCUGGAGCCUGAGCUCCAGGCUGACACAACAUAAAGCUGGAGCCUGAGCUGUAGCCAGGCUGACAGCGCGGGACCAGUCCACUCCGACCCUGUCCAGCGCGCCGACGAGUGCGGUAAAAAUAUCAGCUGCUGUCGUUGUAUCUGUCAUCGGCACCAACUCCACGAACUCCUCGGUGACGGUCAAUGUGUCAUCAACUCCGCGGAUGAAAAAAUUGCCAGUUGUGCAACAUCUGUAAUGUCCGUGCUUUCAUCAAUUGCAACCGAAAACGCAAUAAAUGUCUUUACUUUUUGCUUCAACUGGCUGUCCAAAUCCACUGAAAGAUCGGAAAUCCUGUCUGCAACUGUGUUUCUUGUCAGGCUGAUAUUUGCAAAAGCCUGCCGCUUUUCAGGGCACACAAUCUCCGCUGCCUUCAUCAUGCAUGUUUUUACAAAUUCACCCUCACUAAAUGGUUUUGAAGCCACUGCGAUUUCAUUAGCAAUGAGGUAGCUAGCUUUCACUGCAGCGUCACUGAUGUCUCGGCUGUGAGUAAAUACAGACUGCUGUUUCUUCAGACCCGCCAACAGUUCAUUCACCUUCUCUCAUCUCCGCUGUCCUUGAAAGUUGUCAUAUUUGUCGGCAUGAAGACUCACAUAGUGCCGACAAAUUAUUUAUAUUCUUUCAGCACUGCAACAUGCUCUGAACACACCAAACAUACAGCUUUCCCAUUCAAUUCCGUGAUUAAAUAGGAUGACCAUUUUUCUUGGAACACUCUGCACUCUGCGUCCACUUUUCUCUUUUUUGACAGAGACAUAUUGGGGCAAUGAGGGUGCCAAAGCACAUAAUGUUAAAAGUAGAAGCCGUAAUAAAUAUCGCGGGCAAAACAAAGUAGCUCAUUGGCUGCACGUGCUUGACCUACUUGCUCUGCCCCGGUAUAAACAGUUUGCUUGCUUAAGACAAUUGCUAUUGCGCCAUACAGUGGACGCAAUUGGAACAGCAGUUUAUUUUAUUGAAAAAUUGCAGUGCAUUUUUAUACUAAAUUUUUAUUUAUUUUUUUCGAAAUCAUCUCGCGGGCCGGAUUAAACCCGUUUGCGGGCCUGAUCCGGCCCGCGGGCCGUAUGUUUGACACCCCUGUUCUAUAGGAUUGAGGUCAGGGCUUUGUGAUGGCCACUCCAAUACCUUGACUUUGUUGUCCUUAAGCCAUUUUGCCACAACUUUGGAAGUAUGCUUGGGGUCAUUGUUCAUUUGGAAGACCCAUUUGCGACCAAGCUUUCACUUCCUGACUGAUGUCUUGAGAUGUUGCUUCAAUAUAUCCACAUAAUUUUCCUCCUCAUGAUGCAAUCUAUUUUGUGAAGUGCACUAGUCCCUCCUGCAGCAAAGCACCCCCACAGCAUGAUGCUGCCACCCCCGUACUUCACUGUUGGGAUGGUGUUCUUCGGCUUGCAAGCGCUCUCCCGUUUUCCUCCAAACAUAACGAUGGUCAUUAUGGCCAAACAGUUCUAUUUUUGUUUCAUCAGACAAGAGGACAUGUCUCCAAAAAGUACGAUCAUUGUCCCCAUGUGCAGUUGCAAACCGUAGUCUGGCUUUUUUAUAGUGGUUUUGGAGCAGUGGCUUCUUCCUUGCUGAGCGGCCUUUCAGGUUAUGUCGAUAUAGGACUCGUUUUACUGUGGAUAUAAAUACUUUGGUACCUGUUUCCUCCAGCAUCUUCACAAGGUCCUUUGCUGUUGUUCUGGGAUUGAUUUGCACUUUUCGCACCAAAGUACGUUAAUCUCUAGGAGACAGAACGUGUCUCCUUCCUGAGCAGUAUGACGGCUGUGUGGUCCCAUGGUGUUUAUACUUUUGUACUAUUGUUUGUACAGAUGAACGUGGUAGACCAGACUUGUGGAGGUCUACAAUUUUUUUUCUGAGGUCUUGGCUGAUUUCUUUUGAUUCUCCCAUGAUGUCAAGCAAAGAGGCACUGAGUUUGAAGGUAGGCCUUGAAAUACAUCCACAGGUACACCUCCAAUUGACUCAAAUUAUGUCAAUUAGCCUAUCAGAAGCUUCUAAAGCCAUGACAUCAUUUUCUGGAUUUUUCCAAGCUCUUUAAAGGCACAGUCAACUUAGUGUAUGUAAACUUCUGACCCACUGGAAUUGUGAUACAGUGAAUUGUAAGUGAAAUAAUCUGUCUGUAAACAAUUGUUGGAAAAAUUACUUGUGUCAUGCACAAAGUAGAUGUCCUAACCGACUUGCCAAAACGAUAUUUUGUUAACAAGACAUUUGUGGAGUGGUUGAAAAACGUGUUUUAAUGACUCCAACCUAAGUGUAUGUAAACUUCAGACUUCAACUGUACAUAUAUAUACACAUAUCCUUUUUUAAAAUAUAUUUCCCUUUAUUACUUUCCAACCCCACCACCCCUUCCCUAAUUGGAGUAAACUAGUGAACAACAACGCUUAGGCCUCUACUUCCAGCUUAUACAUACUAUAUACAUUUUAUGGACACAGUCAGCUAGCUUUUAGCAAGUUCAAAAGCAAAGCACAUGUGCGUUAAGUACUGAAAAUACGGGCCGGCAAAACAAACAAAAUGCAUCUGGUGGACAUCAGGCAUUAGGCUUACGCACUAAUGCCAGAUAGCCUAAAAUAAUGAAAGAAAAACCUAAAUGUAGCCUAUAGGCAUAAAUUGCACAAUAAUUAUACAUUUAUGGAUUUUUUUUAAGGUAUUGUUUUCUCUUUAUUCAAACUGCCCGCCGCCCACCCGCCCUUCAUCCAUACAAUAUUUCAUGACCCUAAACCCGCCAGGAUAUGAGUAAACCCGCGCAUCACCAACGCACACGCACACACAAACAUUACUUAAAGGAAAACUCCACCCAAAAACUAUUUUUUUGGUAUUUGUUUCAUUAGGCCAUUGUUGAUAUAGUCCCAAAAUGUUUUGCAUGUCAGCAAUCAAAUUUUCAAGAUAUAUAACUUUCAAAAUACAGAAAUACAGCCAGUAUGAUGCAGUUUGCAUCAUAUCUUGAAAUUUUCUUUAAGUCAACCUCACACAGAAAUGUGUAUGUGUAAUACCUUGUGUUGCUUUAGUCUAUGACGUUGAAUUGUAUUUCCUCAGGGUUGUGAUAACCAGAUGUUGGUAGACAUGUUGCUGAGGCUUAAGUCUAUUAUAUAUCUACCUGGGGACUUUGUGGUGCAGAAGGUGAGUUUGUGUGUGUUUGUGUUUUAUUGCCUGUCUGCUGCUGCCAAAGCACUUUCUUAAACAUGUCAGACAUAAUCCUGUCAUCGCUGGAGGUGAAAUUGCGUAGAGGGGAGACAGGCAUUAGAACGGAGAGAGAGGGGGGGAGAGAGAAAUAAAGAGGGGGUGAUAGAGAGAGAGAGAAAGAGACUCAGUCAUGGAAUUAGCUGUUUCAUGUAGUCUAUAAGGGAUCUGUUAAAUGCAGUCAGAUGUUAAAUGCAGUCAGAUAGUUAACACACUAUUUCGUCCGCAUAGGGUAAUAUUGGUAAAGAGAUGCAGUAUAAUCCGCUUUUUUAAUCAGCUUUAUGUGUGUAUAUUUGGUUCCCCAUAGGGAGAUAAUGGUAAAGAGAUGUACAGUGCCUUCAGAAAGUAUUCAUACCCCUUGACUUAUUCCACCAUUAUUGCACACCGAGUCCAUGCAACUUUUUAUGUGACAAUUUUACUCCUGAACCUAUUUAGGCUUGCCAUAACAAAGGGGUUGAAUGCUUAUUGACUCAAAACCAUUCAGCUUUUCAUUUUUAAUUUGUUUGUAAAAGAUUCUAACAUUAUGGGGUAUUGUGUGUAGGCCAGUGACACAAAAUCUUAAUUUAAUCCAUUUUAAAUUCAGGCUGUAACACAACAAUAUGUGGAAAAAGUCCAAGGGGUGUGAAUACUUUCUGAAGGCACUGUACAUCUAUAGCAUAACAGUUUUCUGUCUGACUAUCUUGUCCUGUAGGGAGAUAUUGGUAAAGAGAUGUACAUAAUCAAGUCUGGAGCAGUGCAGGUGGUUGGUGGACCAGAUAACUCCAUCGUGUUUGUUACACUGAAGGCUGGCUGUGUGUUUGGAGAAAUCAGGUACAGAACAGAGCUCUCCUGUGAACAUGAAAUAAUGGGCUGCAUCUGAAAUGGUACCCUAUUUCCUAUAGAGCACUUUUUUGACCAGGGCCCAUAUAAUAAGGCUCUGUUAAAAAGUAAUCCUCUAUGUACCCUAGUCAAAAGUAGGAAGGAAAGGAAAUAGGCUGCCAUUUCGGACACAGACAUGGUGUAGCCUACACUGAGAUGCCUACACUGAGAUUAUAUUAUACAAUUGGAUGACUAGGAGUGUUUUUGUUCAACAGUCUGUUGCAAUCGUCUAAAGAUGGCGGGAACAGGAGGACAGCUAACGUCAAAGCUCAUGGCUUUGCUAACCUGUUCGUCCUGGAAAAGAAGGAUCUCUUUGAAAUUCUGGUCCACUACCCAUUGGCUCAGAAAGUUCUGGCCAGGAAAGGAAAGUAAGAGAGGAGAUUGGCUGUAUUAUUGGUACUGCAUUGGAUUAGUUCCUAGUUUUCAUCUAAGAUAAUUAGUUAGUAGCAGUAGUAGUAGUCUCUUGUAGGGAAAACAUUAAAAAUGCUAAAGAAUACUGCUUCCCUGCUAUCCUUUAUCAAUACCAAUAGGUAUUUGGAUUAAUCCAUCUAUACAGUAAUAGCUCAUCAAACUCUAUUUAUACUUUAUGUAGCUAUAGAUGGACUAUUCAAAUAAAACGAUACCAUGUAAUGUAAUAGAGAUAGAUACACUUGACUCAUUUUUUUUUCUCCAAGGAAACUGAUGAAGGCGAAGGGUCCAGCUGCUGCUAAGGCUGUCGAAGACAAAAAGAAUGGACUGGCGCUGUUCGGACCCAAACCCCCCACUCCUAAGAUGCUGCGUGCCUUUGGGGGCUGCAAAGGCUUUAUGGAGAAACUC